AUGUGUAUGUUGCAUUGUUUAUCAUUGGUGAGAGAUUCCCCUCCCUCUCCCCCCCCCCCCCCUAAAAAAAAAGGAAUCUCGAAUAUCCCGAGCUAUCUCACUUUUUAA
This is a messenger RNA of Phytomonas sp. EM1, 108 nucleotides long. NCBI's taxonomy places the organism in Eukaryota, Euglenozoa, Kinetoplastea, Trypanosomatida, Trypanosomatidae. The record is from the annotation of a GenBank genome assembly.